AAGCGAGGUGCGGCUUACAACACAGCCAGCCUCGUCUCGUCUCUGCUCGGCACCGGUAGCAAGAUCUCCUGGGGUUAUAACUGGGGCGCGACCUCGGAUGACCUGACCAGCGAUCUCGAGUACGUUCCCAUGCUGUGGUGCUCCACUGGCGAUUACCCUACCGACUGGUCGACCAACGCCCAGAGUGCCAUCGACGCUGGGUCCAAGUUCCUGCUGGGCUUCAACGAGCCCGAUAACCCAUCCCAGUGCAACAUUGAUGCCUCGACGGCUGCCUCGGCCCACAUUCAGUACAUGAACCCCUUCAGCUCCAGUGCUGGCAUUGGUGCCCCUGCCGUGACCAACUCUAACGUGGCCGGCGAGAGCCUGGACUGGCUGGAGGACUGGGUCAGCGCCUGCGCUGGCCAGUGUGACUAUGACUUUUGCCCCGUCCACUGGUACAACACCAUCGAGGCCGGAGCGGAGGACCUGCUCGACUUUGUGACCAAGGCCUCUGCGAGCUGCGGCACGGGCAAGGAUAUCUGGGUCACCGAGUUUGCCCCCAACGUCGACAGCCCUUCAGAUGAUCAGAUCUCCAGCUUCCUGGAGACGGUCCAGGAUGCCUUCGACAACAACGCCACCUACAGCUUCGUGUCGCGGUAUGCCUACUUCUACGUGAGCGACGGCCUGCUGGUCAACGGCGACGCCGCCUCGUCGUACGGCCAGACCUUUGCCUUUUCCUGA
This is a messenger RNA of Cryphonectria parasitica EP155, 720 nucleotides long. RefSeq lists its product as uncharacterized. The record is from RefSeq and is a predicted model, not a curated record. The transcript has a single exon. NCBI's taxonomy places the organism in Eukaryota, Fungi, Ascomycota, Sordariomycetes, Diaporthales, Cryphonectriaceae. Gene Ontology annotation, biological process: fungal-type cell wall polysaccharide metabolic process. The annotation marks the transcript as partial. Gene Ontology annotation, cellular component: fungal-type cell wall.